Molecule: messenger RNA, 11446 nt
Organism: Ailuropoda melanoleuca (giant panda)
Lineage: Eukaryota; Metazoa; Chordata; Mammalia; Carnivora; Ursidae
Gene: HECW2
Product: HECT, C2 and WW domain containing E3 ubiquitin protein ligase 2
Exons: 29
Coding region: 366-5084 (1572 amino acids)
Biological process (GO): ubiquitin-dependent protein catabolic process; regulation of dendrite morphogenesis; protein ubiquitination
Cellular component (GO): cytoplasm
Molecular function (GO): protein binding; ubiquitin protein ligase activity
Source: RefSeq, a predicted model, not a curated record
AGACCCAGCCCGCUGCGGAGGGCGGCUGGAAGAGUCGCUGAGGGGCGCGCCGGGCGCGCUCUGCUCCUGCGCCGCGUCUCUCCCGUAGCCGCCUCGGGUCGCGGGGUCGGAGACGGCAACGCAGGGUCCCUUGGCCCCUUGGCAGCGGCCCCCGCAGCCAGGAGCUGCAUGCGACGCGCGGCGGCGCUCCCGGCCGCCUGCUUUCCCCGCGGCGCGCGCGGACGCCGGAGGGCUCCGGGGCCGCGGGUCCUGUCGACUGCGGGGGCGCCCUCCCGCCCCGCGGCCCCGUUCCCACCCUCAGCCCGCGGCGGCGGCGGCGCCGAGCCCCAGCUUUGUAGGAAGCUAACCUCCCAGAGGCAGACAGGAUGGCUAGCUCAGCCCGGGAGCACCUGCUUUUUGUGCGGCGUCGAAAUCCCCAGAUGCGGUACACACUGAGCCCAGAGAACCUCCAGAGCCUGGCCGCCCAGAGCUCCAUGCCCGAGAACAUGACCCUACAGAGGGCGAACAGUGACACGGACCUGGUGACUUCUGAGAGCCGCUCCAGCUUGACUGCGAGCAUGUACGAGUACACGCUGGGGCAAGCCCAGAACCUCAUUAUCUUCUGGGACAUUAAAGAGGAGGUGGACCCUAGUGAUUGGAUUGGACUUUAUCAUAUAGAUGAGAAUUCUCCAGCCAACUUCUGGGAUUCUAAAAACAGGGGUGUGACUGGAACCCAAAAAGGGCAAAUCGUAUGGAGAAUUGAGCCUGGGCCCUAUUUCAUGGAACCGGAGAUAAAAAUCUGUUUUAAAUACUACCACGGCAUUAGUGGAGCCCUUCGCGCCACGACCCCCUGCAUUACCGUGAAGAACCCGGCUGUGAUGAUGGGGGCAGAAGGCAUGGAAGGAGGUGCUUCUGGAAAUCAGCAUUCUCGGAAACUAGUUAGCUUUACUUUGUCAGAUCUUAGAGCAGUUGGGCUAAAGAAAGGGAUGUUCUUCAAUCCUGACCCUUAUCUUAAGAUGUCCAUUCAGCCAGGGAAGAAGAGCAGUUUCCCCACCUGUGCCCACCAUGGGCAGGAGAGAAGGUCUACUAUCAUCAGUAACACCACCAAUCCAAUUUGGCACCGAGAGAAAUAUUCCUUUUUUGCACUUCUUACUGAUGUCUUAGAAAUUGAAAUUAAAGACAAAUUUGCCAAGAGCCGUCCCAUCAUCAAGCGUUUUCUGGGGAAACUAACCAUUCCAGUCCAGAGAUUGUUGGAGCGGCAAGCGAUUGGUGAUCAAAUGCUCAGCUACAACCUCGGCCGCAGGCUCCCAGCUGACCACGUGAGCGGGUACCUCCAGUUUAAAGUGGAGGUUACGUCUUCUGUGCACGAAGAUGCUUCUCCAGAAGCUGUUGGCACAAUACUUGGGGUCAAUAGUGUGAAUGGAGACCUCGGAAGCCCUUCUGAUGAGGAGGACAUGCCGGGGGGCCAUCAUGACAGCCCCGUUUGUUCUAAUGGACCAGUUUCUGAGGACAGUGCUGCUGAUGGGACACCCAAGCAUUCUUUCAGGACUAGCUCUACUCUGGAAAUAGACACAGAGGAAUUAACCUCUACUUCUUCAAGGACCUCACCUCCCCGAGGACGUCAGGAUUCACUCAAUGAUUACUUGGAUGCGAUUGAACACAAUGGCCAUUCCAGGCCGGGCACGGCUCCCUGCUCAGAGAGGACCAUGGGAGCCUCUCCAAAACUAAGGAGUAGUUUUCCCACCGACACAAGACUCAAUGCAAUGCUUCAUAUUGACUCAGAUGAGGAAGACCACGAGUUCCAGCAAGACCUAGGAUAUCCAUCUUCCUUGGAGGAGGAAGGAGGAUUAAUAAUGUUUGGCACAGCAUCAAGAACUGAUGACGUGAGCCUGACAUCGCAGACAAAGCCAGAAGACAACCCAGUGGAGGUCGAGGAAGCCUCCACAAACGAAGCUGCUUCCUUUGAGGAUAAGCCGGAACAUCUUCCAGAGCUUGCAGAGGGCUCCUUACCCCCAGGCCCAGUCCCAGACGAAAGUGAAAAUGGCCAAGAGUCUCAACCGAGUGCUGACCAGAGCAGCACCGAAUUGUGUGGCUCUCAGGAGGUGGAUCAGGCCACAAGCGGGGCAGACACGGGGACUUCAGACACGUCAGGAGGAAGCCGCAGAGCCAUCAGUGAGACUGAGUCCCUGGAUCAGGGGUCUGAGCCUUCCCAGGUGUCCUCUGAAACAGAGCCCAGUGACCCUGCCAGGACAGAGAGUGUGAGCGAGGCCAGCACCAGGCCGGAGGGUGAGAGCGACCUGGAGGGGGCUGACAGCUCCUGCAAUGAGAGCGUUACCACGCAGCUCUCCUCGGUGGACACACGGUGCUCGUCUCUUGAGAGUGCACGCUUUCCCGAAACCCCGGCCUUUUCUUCUCAGGAGGAGGAAGACGGAGCCUGUGCAGCAGAGCCCACCAGCAGUGGCCCCGCUGAAGGGUCACAGGUUUCCAUACGCACACCCAGCUCUUUACCUGUGGUGCAGGUGCCCAGUGGAGAGGAGGAAGGGCCAGGGGCAGACUCAGCCUCUCUACCUCACCAGGAGGAGGUGGGGGAGGUCUGGCAGCGUCGGAGGAGCCUGGAGGGAGCUGCUGCCACCGCCGAGAGCCAGCCCCAAGAAGAGGGUGAUGCUGGGGAUGCCCGCGGGGCUUGCGAAGGGGCGACGGCCCAGGAGGAGGGCGCCACUGGAGGUUCUCAAGCCAAUGGCCACCAGCCAUUGAGAUCGCUGCCUUCGGUACGCCAGGAUGUUAGCCGCUACCAGAGGGUGGACGAGGCUCUCCCACCAAACUGGGAGGCGCGCAUCGACAGCCACGGCAGGAUCUUCUACGUGGAUCACGUCAACAGAACCACCACGUGGCAGCGGCCAACAGCGCCCCCGGCUCCUCAGGUGCUGCAGAGGUCCAACUCCAUACAGCAAAUGGAGCAGCUGAACCGAAGAUACCAGAGUAUCCGCAGAACCAUGACUAACGAGAGGCCUGAAGAAAAUACCAACGCUAUCGAUGGGGCAGGGGAGGAAGCCGACUUUCACCAAGCCAGUGCAGAUUUCCGACGGGAGAGCAUCCUGCCCCACUCUACCUCUAGAUCCAGGCUCACGUUGCUGUUACAGUCUCCCCCUGUGAAAUUCCUCAUCAGCCCAGAGUUCUUCACCGUGCUGCAUUCUAACCCUAGUGCCUACCGCAUGUUUACAAACAAUACGUGUUUGAAGCACAUGAUCACCAAAGUCCGGCGGGACACCCACCACUUCGAGCGCUACCAGCAUAACCGCGAUCUUGUGGGAUUCCUCAACAUGUUCGCCAACAAACAGCUGGAGCUGCCAAGGGGCUGGGAGAUGAAACAUGAUCAUCAGGGCAAGGCAUUCUUUGUCGACCACAACUCCCGCACCACCACUUUUAUCGAUCCCCGGCUCCCACUCCAGAGCAGUAGACCCACGAGCGCGCUGGUUCAUCGGCAGCACCUGACGAGGCAACGCAGCCACAGCGCGGGCGAGGUGGGAGAAGAUUCUCGACAUACAGGACCCCCAGUUCUUCCCAGGCCAUCGAGUACAUUCAACACAGUCAGUAGGCCGCAGUACCAGGACAUGGUUCCAGUGGCUUACAAUGACAAGAUUGUUGCAUUUCUGCGCCAACCCAACAUCUUUGAAAUUCUACAGGAGCGUCAACCUGAUCUUACCAGGAAUCAUUCACUCAGGGAGAAGAUCCAAUUUAUCCGAACUGAAGGGACCCCAGGAUUGGUGCGUCUUUCAAGUGAUGCAGACCUUGUUAUGUUGCUGAGUUUAUUUGAAGAAGAGAUAAUGUCUUAUGUGCCUCCACAUGCCUUACUUCACCCCAGCUACUGUCAGUCCCCACGUGGCUCCCCUGUGUCCUCUCCCCAGAACUCGCCAGGUACUCAGCGUGCCAAUGCCCGGGCUCCAGCCCCUUACAAGCGAGACUUUGAAGCCAAACUAAGGAACUUUUACAGGAAGUUAGAGACUAAAGGAUAUGGACAAGGCCCAGGGAAAUUAAAGUUAAUUAUCAGAAGAGAUCACUUACUAGAAGAUGCUUUUAAUCAGAUCAUGGGCUACUCCAGAAAAGACUUGCAGAGAAAUAAGCUGUACGUCACAUUUGUCGGGGAGGAAGGGCUGGAUUACAGUGGACCUUCCAGAGAGUUUUUCUUCCUCGUAUCCAGAGAACUCUUUAACCCAUAUUACGGCUUAUUUGAAUAUUCGGCCAAUGACACAUACACAGUACAAAUAAGUCCCAUGUCUGCUUUCGUAGACAAUCACCAUGAAUGGUUCCGGUUCAGUGGUAGGAUUCUUGGUCUUGCACUCAUACACCAGUAUUUGUUGGAUGCCUUCUUCACACGGCCCUUUUAUAAAGCUCUUCUCAGAAUUCUAUGUGACCUGAGUGAUCUAGAAUACCUUGACGAAGAGUUCCACCAGAGCCUGCAGUGGAUGAAAGACAAUGACAUCCAUGACAUCUUGGACCUUACAUUCACUGUGAACGAAGAAGUUUUUGGGCAGAUUACCGAACGAGAAUUAAAACCAGGGGGUGCCAAUAUCCCGGUCACAGAGAAGAACAAGAAGGAGUACAUCGAGAGGAUGGUGAAAUGGAGGAUUGAGAGGGGUGUCGUGCAGCAAACAGAGAGCUUAGUGCGUGGCUUCUAUGAGGUGGUAGAUGCCAGGCUGGUGUCUGUUUUUGAUGCAAGAGAACUGGAACUGGUCAUCGCAGGCACAGCUGAAAUCGACCUGAGUGAUUGGAGAAACAACACGGAAUAUAGAGGAGGAUAUCAUGACAAUCAUAUUGUAAUUCGGUGGUUCUGGGCUGCAGUGGAAAGAUUCAACAAUGAGCAACGACUAAGGUUGUUACAGUUUGUCACAGGCACAUCCAGCAUUCCCUAUGAAGGAUUUGCUUCUCUCCGAGGGAGUAAUGGCCCAAGAAGAUUCUGUGUGGAGAAAUGGGGGAAAAUCACUGCUCUUCCCAGAGCUCACACUUGCUUUAACCGUCUGGAUCUCCCCCCGUAUCCAUCCUUCUCCAUGCUUUAUGAAAAACUCUUGACAGCAGUAGAAGAGACCAGCACCUUUGGACUUGAGUGACCUGGGAAAGUGAUGUCAGGCUCCGUAUGGACAGGCAAUUUCAGAAGCUGCCCUUCGAAGAAUGGCUGAACAUUGGAAGUUUGAAGAGUAGACUUCCAUUAGACUAAAGCUGAAUGCUCUGAUUUUCCAGGAACACAUGCUCUGUCACGUCUGGGGACCAGAUAGUGGUGAUGAGUCCUCUUGGAAGGGUUGGGGUGAGCUUGAUGCCCAGGGAACAACCCAACAGUCUUUGAAUCAACAGUUGUUGACUGCCAAACUUUUUUCCAUUUGUGUUAUGUUCCAAGACAAAGGUGAACCUGUACACGAUCAGCUCCGUGGUCACUUUUAGGGACUCAGGAGAGUCGUGAAACUUACCAGUGAACAUGGACCAAGCCAAACUGGCAGCACUUGGCCCAAUCUCCAAAUUAGCGCAAGUUAAUAUAAUAAAAACCAAUGUGUUUCCUGAAGGUACAUUCACUGAAGCCCUAAGUUAUAGCAGAAUGUUCUUUUUCUUGCUUAUGAGUACCUGCAUGGUGUGCAUCAUAGGGUUCAGCUUUCAUGGGACACAAGUGAAAAUGAAACCCAGUCAACAUGAGGUAACUUUAAAGAUUUGCAAUAAGGUGGUCUGUGACAAUGUAUAUGCAAAUGGUCUGUGUGUAAUUAUGGCUGAAGACAAACUGUUAUACAAUGAAUAACUAAUGACAGAUUUUAUGCUUUAUAAUGCAUGAAAACAAUUUAAAAAUAACUAGCAAUUAAUCACUGCAUAUCAGGAAAAAAUACACAGUGAGUUCUGUUUUAUUUUUCCUAGGUUCAUUAUAUUUCUGUUCUUUAUGAUGUAUAUAAGAACCUACCUGUCAUGCUGUAUGUCUCACCUGUUCCAUUUCCAUGUUCCAUGCUUACUCGGGCAUCAUGCUAGUACGUAUCCUUUUAAGCACUCUCAAGGGAACAAAAGGGCCUUUUAUUUUUAUAAAGGUACAAAAAAAUUCCCCGAAAUAUUUUGCACUGAAUGUACCAAAGUUGAAGGGACAUUACAAUAUGACUAACAGCAACUCCAUCACUUGACAAGUAUAAUAGAAAAUAGCUUCUAAAUCAGACUUUCUUCACAGUGCCAUGUCUACCACUACAAGGACUGUGCAUCUAAGUAAUAAUUUUUUAAGACUCACUAUAUGUGAUAGUAUGAUAUGCAUUUAUUUAAAAUGCAUUAGACUUCUUCCAUCCAUCAAAUACUUUACAGGAUGGCAUUUAAUACAGAUAUUUCGUAUUUCCCCCACUGCUUUUUAUUUGUACAGCAUCAUUAAACACUAAGCUCAUUUAGGGAGCCAUUAGCAACACCCAAGAAAUCAGCUCUCUUUAGUAAUAAGAAUUCCAUUUUCCCUUAUCGGUGAAGACAUCACAAAUUGAAACUCUCAGUACUAUAUUUCUAAGCCUGCAUUUUCACUGAUGCAUAAUUUUCUUAUCAAUAUUAAGAAACAAUUUUUCUAUGGUAUCUCAGAAACUGCACGAUAUCACUAAUGUUAUUUCUGCAUAGUUUUAUCAGAGGAUGUUCUUCAUUUUUAUUGCUUUUGGGGUUACUCCACAUCGUUGUUUAUUUCUUGACUUAUGGCCAUAACUAAUCGGAGUGAGUUCUUCAGUAGAGUGAAGUUAAAUCAUGGAUAAUAAAAGCCUUGGAUUAACAUUUGAUUUGCCAGCCUGUGAUUUUACAGGCGUUGCCCAAACACCUCUUUGAGAAUUAUAAGUAGCUAUGGAAUUCCUAUUAUGGGAUGUUGGCAAUCUUGUAUUUUAUAGGGUCAUAGCAUGGUUUUCACAGGUGGUUUGUAAGAACUAAUCGCUCUCCUAUUGGUUAAGCUAUGUUUACUAUUGAGACCCUCAAGAGAAAUACCACUCAUGCUGCAUUCCUGAACUAAGGACAGGUACUGUAGCAUGGGGAAAUGUUCCCCAAAAAAGACUACCAAAAUCUGGAGAUAAGAAAGGAAGAUUUAUCUGUAUGCUAUAAUUGGACCAGAGAAAAAGGGAAGAGAAAAAAGUUUUAAUUGGAAAUGUUAGUUUGUACUUACUGAUCAUGAAUAUAAGUAUAUAUUUAAUUUUGCAAACUAUUUUUUACUUGUUUGUAUUUUUUUCAUUAUAAGGAAUAAUAGUAUAACAUACUUUAAAAAAAAAAAACCCACAUCUUUGAUUGUAUAUAAGAUGGUUCAGAGCCGGCAUUCUUGAAGCAGCUGGUAUAAAAGGUUACACAUUUCUUUCAAAAAAUAGACCACGUUAGCUUUCAUUUUGGUUUGUGACACCUUGUUAUCAUAUUCCACAUCAUUAGGUAAAAGAGGUUUGAAAUAAAAUGCAUAAAAAUGCAUCUCUUUAAUUAAUCCUAACAAAUAUAUUUCUUGUUAAGGCAUCUAACUUCUUCCCAAAUAGCAGUAUAAUCAUCUACUGUUGCUAUUGUUCUCAGAACUGGGAAUUAUCGAAGAUGGACUUAGCAUAUCAGAACACCAUGAUAACUGAUCUGUUAUUCUUAAUUAGUAAAACAAAAUUCCAAUAAUAACAAUAAAAACAUUAAAUAACAUUUCCACAGAAUACAGUAGGCUUUAAUAUCCUCUACGAAUAGAAAUAUCCAUAAAUAUUUUCUUCUGGACUCUGAGCCCAGAUGACUUGGCUGUGUGGCUCAUUUUCUUUCAGAAAUUCACGAGUGAUGCUUAUACUCUACUGUCUUCUAUUAUAAAAGACAGUCACGAUGCAUCGUGUAUACAUGCGGAACGUCUCUUAGAUGGAGCAAGACGCACACUCUCGGCCUCACUCUGUGCCAGCCACGGUGUUGGACGAUGGAGCCACAAGAUUCAAAAUCUGCCGUUGAGAAGCUCAGUCUAGAGGAGGAGAUGCCGAGGUUUAAAAAAAGGAUUUUUAAUAAAAUUUGGUAUGUUCUACAAUCGAGGAAUGAGGAAAGAAUGGCUUAUUCCCCCUGGGAAAUCCACUGAAGGCUUCAUACAUGGGAGAUACUGUGGCUAAAAAUAAAAAUCACAUAAAUGCUCUUUCUAUUGGUAACUAAUGGCAUGUGAUAGUGUAUCAACACUGGUCAAGUGGGGAGGCCCAGGGCGCAUUCACACGCGAGGGUUUAAAGUGUGCAGAUGGGGGGUUGAACCAUGAAGGAGCAGCUCCAGGAGCCUCAGAUUAUCACAGAAAUGCCAAAAUUAAAUCCAAUACGUUCCUUCAGUUUCCUUUCAUCUGCACUGCAGUGUACCUUCAGUCUUCAGUGGGAAAAAUCCGUCCUUGAGCCCAACCCACUCCCAGGGUCAGGACGUUUAUUUUGUGCACAAAAAAUGAAUGGAUCUUGGUUAAAGAAGUACAGUCACAAUUUUCUAGCAUAUGUUGUGUUUAUAAUUUAGUAGACAUUCCGUAAUCAAUGAGGGAAAAUCUGUUUCACCUGCAUUAACAAUCAUGCGUCAUCUUACGUCUUUUGCUGCUCAUAUGCUUCUGUGGGGUAGAAGGUAUCAAUCCCAGCUGGGCUGAGGCUGAUUUUCAUGGAUGGCUUGUAAGAUCCGUUUCAGCACUUUAUGGUUACAAUUCUAGGUUUCAUUUCAACAAAUGGGAAGACUAAUGUUUCUACUAACAUAUUCCACUAUCAGUGAAUUUUGCAAGAUGUUGCAUCUGCCCCAAUUCUCAUUUCUUUAAACACUCCUAAAACGUGUCACCUUCUGAAAAGCCCAUGGAAGAAAUUAGUACAUGCGUCGAAAAGCUCCUCAAAGACUUAAUACUUGCAUUUUACUACUUGUUAUGAGAAAUUUAAAACAAUGCAAAAUUUGAUGGCAUUUGGUGGAUUUCUGUAGUAUGGUAGUUUAAUUUUCUCAGACAUUAUUUGGGAAGCAAGAUAAUGGGGAAGAAAACCCACUGUAAUCAGAAACAGUAUUUUAUUUUUUAAUUCUUAACGAGGAUGGAUCUAGAAGCUCUGGUUAGCUAGGUUCCAGUGAUGUGGAUGAAGGAACCCCUGCAGGUUCUCUUUUCCUCUCUGUCCUCUUCACAUUCACUCAAUUUUUGUCUUUCUUUCUGCACAAAUUGUAUUUAUGACUUGACCACUUCUCACUAAGGCAAACAUUAUACAAUAAAGAGUCUGAAAGUCUUUCCAACUUAACUAUAUUGGAGGAAUUCCCAAGACAGGUGAAAUGAUGAUAUACCAUCAUUAAAAGACAUCUGUAACCCUGCACAGUAAAAACAUGCAAAAGAAGAAUGUGACCUAAUCUCCAAACUGGGCCUGAAUUUCAGGCCCUAUUGUUCUCUCUUACCUGCUUUAGUUGCUGAGUGUGAAAGCACUCUAGAUCUUAGACACAUUACUUCCAUAAAACUUGAGCUUAAAUUAAUGAGCAUGUCACUUUUAAUCAGAUUCUAAUUUUGCAAAACCUGUUACCUUUCUAGUUUGAUUGUGUUUUCCAGAUAAAUUUGUUUAUCUAACAUGGAAGCAAAGGAAUGCCAGAGACAUUAAAGCUUUCUAAACUGUGGCUCAAGGCCAACGGCUGCCCACUAGAAGCUCAGCAGUUGUGUUCCCCACCCGGGCCGGAAUGUAAUGCUAAUUAUUGACCAACUCUCAAGACUCAGGAGUGGUAGCUGCAUUCCAAGGAGCUGGCACAACGGAUAUAAUGCGUGUGUGUGCUACCCUAAUCACAGCAAUCUGGACCGGAAGGAAUGCAGGGAUGGUUAAGACAGGAUCCUAGCAAAGGGAAAGUUAAAACAAGGGUUGGAAUGAUCAUCUUAGGGCUUCAGUUUGGUUUCUGACUUUGGGGAAAAAAGGAAAAAGAAUGUCCUACUGCCUAGUGAGGAUACUGCUUGAUACUGCCCGGUGGGAAAUACCCUCGUCGUAUAACUUCAGUAGGUUGAUAACAUCUUCUGUAUUGCACAACAGAAUUUAAAAGUAUUAAAGCUAACCACAGAUGAAUCAGGAAAAUUUGACAAUUUAGCAUGAAAUUAUGUUGUGGAUUUUAUUACUGUUGCUAUUAUUGAACUUUCAAUAUAAGUUGAAAAAAUGGUGUAGCUUGACAUAUUUAUGAUGCUUAAUUCGUUUCCCAGCAGACAUUCUUUGACAUUAGAAGAGCUUUUGGGACAUUUUCAUGGUUUCUAGUGGUUACUUAAAUGUUCCCUAUUAAUCCAGAAAGCAAAACCUUAAGAAUUAGAUUUCUGAAUUGCAAAUGGAGACCUAAUCAGUGUUUCCAAUUUUUCAGGAAGCUAAUCAAGACUGAAAACACAUUUGCUUAGAUGUAAUCUGCUAGGGAGUUUAUUUGGCUUUUAUGAUGGCAUAGUUCAGCAGCAUUGGCAGACCCUAGUUGUAGGGUUUCUGGGAAAAACAAGGAAAUUAAUUUUAUAUAUGUGAUUUUUUAUGUUGAGUGGCCUUGGGCAGGUGAUAUAUUUCUAUCUAAUUUUCUUUUAGUAUAUCACAACCCUGAGGAGUGUUGAUAGGUAUGUUGUGUGAUUCAAACUGAAUCACCUAUUACUGAUGCAGGUAAGCAACCAUCAGUAAACUUCUGGUUACUACACCUUCUGUAAAAAAGGAUGGAUAAUGUUCAAGAAAUACCUUGGAAGGAUUAACCAGGAUACACACAGAACUGAAUGUUCUUUUAGGACCCUAAUGCUCUAAAAGCUGUUAUUACAACCUAUUUUUCUUUAUAUGAUAUCGUAAGUAAAAUUUGAAGCUGUUAAUAUAUUGGAAAGUGCAUAAGAUUACAUGUUUUUAUAAUAGGGAUGCAGGCAUUCCAAAGUAAAUAAAAAUACAUGCAUCUCUCUUGCCUCUUACUGCAAGUAUUAAUCUAAUUUUAUAAUAAUGCUUACUUUUUAAUAUUAAGGCUCUGUAAAAAAAAACAUAUUUAUUUCUAAGAUUUCAGUAGAGCACAGGUGAUGUAUUUUUUUAAGCCUUUCCAUUUCUUUUCACCAACUACACCCAUGUAUCUACUAUACCAUGCAUCACAGUCAAGAGCUAUGUUUCUAUUUUUGUUGAGUCGAUUUAAGCUUCAUAUUCAUUCAGUGUGACUCUUAAUAGAGAAUUAUAAUGGGAGGUAUUUAGUAUUGACACACACAGUUCUCAUUUCACCUUAUAUUUAAAUUUCAUCUAUUUUUUUCUAAUGCAAAUAAUGCAGAUCAUUGACAUCCUAGAAAUGACUUGUGGGUGGUAUUAAAUGGAGCCUGGGACUCUGAAAUGUAGACUAGAUGUUGGUUUUCCGGAAAGUUUGUAUUCUUAUCCUCACCUGAACUCCUGACUUUUGUGUUGUAUUUUUUUAUGAUUCCAAAAUGCUUUGAGGGAAAGAUAUUUUAAUGUGUACAAUUUGUUUUAUUUUCAUACUGAUCUCUAUUUUUGUUUAAAACCAUGUUGCAUCAUGAAAUCACUUAAUCCAAAAUAAAUCUUCUUUAAAAAAAUA